GCGGCAUUGGCGGCGUCGUCAAGCCAAACAGCGGCGGCAGUGAGGCAGCAACUGGCGAAGCAGUCAGUCAUCGACAAGCGACGAGGCACAGGACCACAGGCAAAGCAGCCACAAAAAGGGGGAGAGGCGGAGACUGAGACUGAGCAGGAAAUGCGUCCCAUUUGGGAGUCGGCCAGCAGGCCUCUCUUUGUCCGCUCCGUGUGGCAGGAGACGAUAGGCAGGCGGCACUUCAUCCUCGACUACGAGCCGCGUCAGAGGCAGCGCUGGAUGCGUCAGAGGACGCGACCGAAAGCGAACUAUCCGCAGACCCAAUCCUACGAGGAGUACGAACAGUCGCCGGAGGAAAGUAUCGAGCUUCCAGACGAGUAUCUGCUGCUGGAUGCCACCAAGCUGACCUUGCAGCAGCAACAGUCCUUCCCUGCUUUGGCCGGAAGAAUGAAUCCCACCUCAAGCUCGGCCACGGCGUUGGGCAGCAAAGAGCAAAGACAGAACAGUCGUCAGGCCAAGAGGCGCGCCUGGCUGCUGAGCAGGGGAAAGACCUACCACCUGGACCACCAUCUGGCGGAGCAUCAAUCGAGACGCAGCUCGCUGCAGGACCCCAGCACACUCUCCGUGACGGCGAGCAAUCCCGAGGAGCGUCUGGCCGAGCGAGUGCUCCACUGGCUGGACCUGGCCGGACGGACGGACAUUGUGAAAGAGGCUCCCAUCCAGCCAGUCACCAGCAGUGCCCAGGUGGCCAGGUCCAACCAGAGGAGCCAGCGCAUCCAGCACCGUGGAGUGAGCCUCAAGCGAAUGGCGACGACGGCCGCAAGCCACCAGCGCUCGGUGGCAAGAAAGCCCAGUGCCAAACCGCAGCAGACCUCUAACCACACAGUGGUUACCUGCUCCUCCACUUCCGCCUCAGCCAAUGCAAAUGCCAAGCCCAUCACUAUCAUCUUCAACAAGGAGGGCAUUCCCGUUCGCCUCAAUCGACCGGCCCGCAACAUUGAUCUCUGUGCGUUGAGCAGCAGUGCCAGUGCCACGAGACGUCUGGCCGGACAGUUGGCAUCCGCCCGGCUGUACAGUGGGGCUGCCGCCUCCCCCUCGCAUUCCGACGAGACGCGCACGCCGCCGCACAGCAGUCGGGGACUGGCCGCCAACGGUGCGGGUUCCUCUGUCAGCCUGGACAGCCGGAAGCAGCUCCACAUCUUCAUGCCCAGCUUGCCCAAGAAGGGACUGUUGCCCUCGGUUGCUGGCUCUGGAGAGGAUGCACUGAGCGUCAGUUUCAGUGAGUUGUGCCAGCUUUAGCUGGGAAAUCGCACCAUUAUUAUUAUUAUUUCUGAGUUGUAAUUAAUAAAGCCCAAGUACAUUCCAUCUUACUA
Molecule: messenger RNA, 1361 nt
Organism: Drosophila pseudoobscura
Lineage: Eukaryota; Metazoa; Arthropoda; Insecta; Diptera; Drosophilidae
Exons: 3
Coding region: 151-1287 (378 amino acids)
Source: RefSeq, a predicted model, not a curated record